This is a messenger RNA of Epinephelus moara (kelp grouper), 2249 nucleotides long. RefSeq lists its product as uncharacterized. The transcript is spliced from 7 exons. Gene Ontology annotation, molecular function: MHC class II protein binding; protein tyrosine kinase binding. Gene Ontology annotation, biological process: interleukin-15-mediated signaling pathway; T cell activation; positive regulation of ERK1 and ERK2 cascade. Lineage: Eukaryota; Metazoa; Chordata; Actinopteri; Perciformes; Serranidae. The record is from RefSeq and is a predicted model, not a curated record. Gene Ontology annotation, cellular component: external side of plasma membrane; membrane raft. The coding region runs from base 28 to 918 and encodes 296 amino acids.
GAGUGUGAAAACCAGAGAGAGAGAACGAUGGUUGCAUUCAGAUGGAUUUACACGUUUUUUUUUCUGGUACUGGUGCUUCAGUUUACAGUGACUGUCCAGACUCCAACAUCCUUCAGUGCCACAGUCGGAGUUAGCGUCGAGCUGCCUUGUAAAAGUCUGACAGAUGAUCAAUGUAAAAGUGUGAUCUGGCUCUUCAGUCACUCAGACAACACAACAACACUGUUUGAAGACAGGAAGAUUAAAGCUAAAUCAGACCAGCUGUAUGUUACCUUGUUAUCUAACUGUUCUCUGAAUAUAAAGACGGUCAGCCUUGAGGAUGCUGGUCUGUACACCUGCACACAGUUCAGAUCAGGAAAACAACACGGUGAAGACACUGUGUAUGAUCUGUCUGUUGUUGACAGUGAGGACACAAAACCAGCCACAAUUAAACCAACGUCAACGACAAUUAAAUCAAAAUCCAAAAGAACAAGCACAUCAAGCACAACAACAACAACAACAAAGGCAACAAGCACAAAAGCCGGGACAAACACAUCAGCAACUGCAACCAACGACCCACCAACAAAACAAGUUUGGAGAUGGUGGUGGUGGGUCAUCAUUGCGUCUGUGGGUUUAGCAGUGCUCAUAAUAACUGCUGCGGUGCUCAUCAGAUGGAGGACAGCUAAAGGUAAGAGAACGCCAAUCGAUGAAAACAUGGCUGAUCCUGCAGAUGGUGUCUGCUACGCCUCCAUCAGCUACUCCAAGACGACCAACAGUAAUGCCCAGUUUCUGAGUAAAGAUGAUGAUGAUGAUGAUGAAGAUGUUGCAGUGACCUACAGCACCGUGAAAGCUUCUUCUUCUUCUUCUUCUUCUUCUUCUUCUGCUGGAGCCUCUGCUGAUCUCAGCAGCCUGUACGCCACCGUCAUCAAACCAAACAUAUGAGAGGCCUCAGUUUAGUUACAGCUCAUAUUAUUAUUGUUGUUUUGUAUUGAUAACUGAUUCUCUUAAAUGUAAAAGAGCUUUUUGUCCAGAAGGGGGUGCAGUAGGUCAACCGGUAGCACCAUGUGGAAAACACAUUGCAGCAGAUGCAGUGCGUCCCAGAAAUAUGCGUCUCGUCUAUUCAGACAGAGACAGAGAGCAGAUUAAGUUUUCCUGUUAACAUCAGGUUGUCCGUCUGUCCGUCCCAUUCUUGUAAUUUUGGUGGCCAUAGGUCAAAGGUCAAGAUCAAUGUGACCCUCAUCCAUCUUAUUCUCAUGACCCUGCUAUCUCACUGACACCUUGAGGGGAUUUCUUCAUAUUAUGCAGAAAUGUCCACCUGGACUCAAGGGUGAACUGAUCAGAUUUUGGUGGUCAAAGGUCAAGGUCAAUUUGACCUUGUCUCCAUCUUACUCUCAUGAAUGCAAUAUCUCAACAACACCUUGAGGGAAUUUCUUCAAAUUUGACACAAAUUUCCACUUAGACUAAAAAAUGCACUGAGAAGAAUUUGGUGGUGAAAGGUCAAAGGUCAAGGUCAGUCUGACCUCACAUCUAUAAAUCUUAUUAUAAAUUAUAAUGAAACUUCACACAAAUGUCUUAUAAGAGAAAACGGAGAAGUGAUGACAUUUUAUAUCCAGAGGGUCAAAGGUCAAAGGUCAAUUUCACUGUGACAUUAUAAUAUUUAACAUAAAACACUUUUCCGGCUAUGACCUAACGUCAUAUCUCAGAAACAGAAGGGGAGACAUUUGGUCAGAUACUGAACUGAUGACAUUAAUCUUGGGCGUCCACCCUAAACUGUACUAACUGUAUAGAUGUUCUGUGCUGCCGGGGGGAAGAUGUGUGCAAAGCAUACAUGUUUUCACAGACAUGGAUGUAAACUGUAAAAGAAGCUUUACCAGUGAGCGGAGGCAUACAACCACGGGGCAGUAAUUGUAGUUAAUGACUAAAACACAGCCACAAAUUUUUGAUCCAUGUUGUUCAUAACUGGACUUUAAACAGCAUGAACUUUGUCGGUCAGCUACAGCACAACAAAGUAGGAAAUAACAACAAUAAAGACAACUGAAACACACAAACAAGCCUAUUUGUGGAAAACGUGCGGCCAAUUAAGGUACUGUCAGACCUAGAGUUCCCUUGUUUUGGUCUGAAUCAGGCACUCAUUUUAUUACAAAGUUGUAUAAUUGCCUAGAGUUGGUUCGUGUUCUCAUGACAGCAUUUACAAGCGGACCAGAUAAAAUGCCUGCGGAAGAAAGCUGCUCUUGAUUGGUCAGAAUUUCUAUGUGGGAAAAAUCCAGGAAGUA